AUGAACAGAUCUGUACAAGCACAUCCAUUUCAUUUAGUAGAAGCUUCUCCAUGGCCAUUAGCUGUAUCGUUCUCUUUAUUAACAACGACUUUAUCUGGAGUAAUGACAUUCCAUGGGUAUUCUAAUGGAACAUUCUUAUUAACUCUUGGAUUAAUUUCUACAGUAGCUACAAUGACUUUAUGGUUCAAAGAUGUAUCUAGAGAGGGUACAUUCCAAGGACAUCAUACUUUUGCAGUUCAAAAAGGAUUAACUCUAGGGUUUGUUUUAUUUGUAGUAUCAGAAGUAUUUUUCUUCAUUAGUAUUUUCUGGGCUUUCUUCCAUUCAUCUUUAGCACCAACUGUAGAGUUAGGAGCACACUGGCCACCAGCAGGAAUUCAAGCAUUGAAUCCAUGGGAAGUACCAUUAUUAAAUACAGUAAUCUUACUUUCUUCUGGUGCAACUGUAACUUAUGCUCACCAUAGCUUAAUUCAAGGAAAUAGAGCUGGAGUAAUCUACGGAUUAAUUGCUACUAUUACAUUAGCAGUAGUAUUCACUGGUUUCCAAGGAUUUGAGUAUUAUAAUGCUCCAUUCACAUUCAGUGAUGGUGUAUAUGGUUCUACUUUCUAUAUGGCUACUGGAUUCCAUGGACUUCAUGUAAUCAUUGGUACUAUUUUCUUAACAGUAGGAUUAUUUAGAGUAUUAUCAUACCAUCUAACAGAUCACCACCACUUAGGAUUUGAAACAGCUAUUCUUUAUUGGCAUUUUGUUGAUGUAGUUUGGCUAUUCCUAUUCAUCAGUGUUUACUGGUGGGGAAGCUAA
This is a messenger RNA of Umbelopsis ramanniana AG, 798 nucleotides long. RefSeq lists its product as uncharacterized. The coding region runs from base 1 to 798 and encodes 265 amino acids. Lineage: Eukaryota; Fungi; Mucoromycota; Umbelopsidomycetes; Umbelopsidales; Umbelopsidaceae. The record is from RefSeq and is a predicted model, not a curated record. Gene Ontology annotation, biological process: mitochondrial electron transport, cytochrome c to oxygen. The transcript has a single exon. Gene Ontology annotation, molecular function: cytochrome-c oxidase activity. Gene Ontology annotation, cellular component: membrane; mitochondrion.